AUGGGUUCACAGGAGGCACAUUCCUGUCCUACAUACACAAGCAUCAGACCGGAUGCCAGCCAUUCAGUGGCCACUUUCGCCUCUUCUACUGACGAUGUAAAGCGGAUCUCUUGUCUCAUCCUCGACAUCUUCUUGAAGUAUACUCUUGGCAAGUUCAAGUACACGAAAGACCGCCCCGAGUCCUCAGAACACAGCUUUCUCGAUGCCAUUAGCCGGUAUGUGUCUGCAGGUGUAUCUGUCCAAGCUUGUCUCCCGGCCUUUCCAUUCAAAUCGGCAAAUAAAAUAUACAAAGUCCUCGGCAGCCUCCCAGAUAAGGCUGAGGAGCUGGCUCUUGAGCGAUUGAAUGGCCUAUGUACGCGUAUUCAGGAGAUUUAUGAGCCCGGCGCGGAGAUUGUCAUAAUUUCCGAUGGAAUUACAUACAAUGAUCUGUUGUGCAUAUCUGAUCGUGAGACUUGGGCUUAUGGAGAAGCUCUCCGAAACAUGGUUGUCGAAAAAGGUUUCACUAACCUUCAUUUCGCGAGACUAAGAGAUCUCCUCGAUUAUCCCGUUCCAGAGAAGAUGAGCGAGAUAAUCUACGUAGCCAAUUGCACCACAUUCCGUCGCUUGCUAAUGAAUCGGUUUGGCAAUGAGGACAUUGAUAUCGAGCACGAGAUUGCCACAAAUCCAGAUACGAAGUUAACCUAUCUGGGAUAUAAGCGUUUCUUGGAGUCAGACCUCCAGUAUAUUUUUCCGCGAGGUGAAAACCGUUCUGCUCAUAGCUAUAAAAAAGACUGUAAAUAUUUAGCAAAGCAGAUGCUGGUUAGGGGAUACGCAUUUGCACAAGCAGUCAAGAAUGCUUUUCCACAUCAUAUACGACUCUCUAUUCAUGAAUCCAUCUCAGGCAAUAAACUCUCGAUCAGUUUACUGAAUACCAAAACCGGUUUUACAACUCCGUGGCACUGCGCUGUCGCUCAAUUGGCAGAUGGUAGCUGGGUUAGUGCUCCUAUGGGCGAAUUCAGUCAGGAUGGCCGCCUGGAAUUGGUUCAUGUCAACGGCAAGCCCAGCCAUUAUCGAGAAAGGCAAAUUCACGGAAACGUUGAUCCUAUAAAUGAGACAAACUCCACUUACAUGCAAUCAGCUACGUACAUUAACAUGGAGCAAUAUGUCAAGGUUGCGCUCCAAGGUGCAAAAUCACGCACAUCAUCGUCCAGCGAAGUCUCCGGCUCGUCUCUGGAAAAAAGCAUGUUAAACACGCCGGGGACCCAGUCUAGCAGGGAAUCAACGCCACCCGACUCCGAGUCGAGAAUUAUCCCACAUGAUAUCGACCGUGUUACAGGAAUGAGUUCAGUACACACAAGCGCCCAAGCGCCAUCGCCCUAUGGUGAAAGACUUCUUCCACAGAUUAUGGAUAAUCUUGCCGCUACCGAGCCAGAUCGUAUUGUUUUCUCUCUUGCAUCUCUUGUCCACGGAUUUAUUGAGCUUAAGCACAUUUCCGCUCGCAACUUUGCCCAAGCAGUUGACAAAGUUGCAUGGUGGCUUCGUGUCCAGGUGGGAGUGCCAGAUACCAUUCAACCUGUGGCCUAUAUUGGACCGCAUGACCUUAGGCACGUUCUAUUGACAUACGCAUGUGUCAAGGCAGGCUACGCAGCAUUGUUUCUAUCACCAAAAAACAACACGAAGGAAGCUCUGGCAGUGCUCGAGUCGACUGCCUGUAAUAUAUGGGUCAAUGCAGUCGAUGCUGCUCCCACAACUUUGGUCAAGGAGGUUCUUCAAAAUCGUCAGAUGAACUUCAUUCAGCUUCCUCUACUCGAUGAACUUCUAGAUGCAGAGUGUAUUGAGCCAUUUCCGUACACGAAGUCAUUUGAAGAGGCAAUCAAUGACCCAUUCUGCUUCUUACAUACUUCAGGCAGCACUGGUUUACCUAAGCCGAUUCCCUGGUCACACGGGCUCAUUGGAACGAUGGAUGCAGUACGACUGCUACCGCCUGUGGAAGGGACUGCCGAUUUCGUUCCGUGGACUUUUGAUUGGAAGAAAGGGGACAAGAUCUACUCGUCGUUCCCAAUGAGUCAUGGCGCUGGUGUCAUUAUGGACAUCCUGAUGCCAGCACUCUUUGACCUACAGUGUGUCUUGGGACCGGUUGAGGUUUUACCGAACCUCAAUCUUGUGGAAAGACUAGCUGUGGAUGUGAAAAUAGACAUAUGGAGCAUGGUCCCCUCACUAGUAGAUGAGCUGGGCGAAGCUUCGUCAAUAUUAGCACAACUCGCACCAAGUAAAUUCAUCUGUGCUUCUGGCGGUCCUGUCAGCCCCGUUAGCGCUGGAAAGGUGAAUCAAGUUGUAAGAGUGCUCAAUUUGACUGGUACUACGGAGGGUCUUUUUAUUGGAAACCUUGUUCCACAACGAGAGGAUUGGUUCUGGUUUUGUUUCCAUCCAUAUUCCGGUUUCGAAUUCAAGAAGCUCGAAGAAGAUACUUAUGAGCACUGGAUACAUCGCAACGACCACUGGCGCCUCUUUCAGGGCAUCUUUCACACUUUCCCCGACAAGGAUUCAAUCAACUUGAAAGACCUGUAUAUGAAACACCCUUCCAAGCCUAAUCUAUGGGCAUUCAAGGGGAGAAGUGACGAUCUCGUUGUGUUAUCUAACGGGUACAAAAUUUCACCCUUAGAAACCGAGGCAUUUAUUUCAACUCACCCAGCUAUUAAUGGUUGUCUCAUUUUCGGAACUGGAAAGCCUCAAGCCGGCCUGCUCGUUGAACUGAUAGAACCAUCAGUCAAAACGGCUGAGCUGAUGGAUGAUAUUUGGCAGAUAGUCGUGAAGGCCAACGCAAUGUCUCGUCAUAAGAAUCAAUUGUUGAGAGACUUUGUCACGUUCGCUCUCCCCGACAAGCCAUUUCUUCGGACAGACAAACGCACUGUGAAAAGGGCCGCCACUUUGGCUCUGUACGCCGAUUACAUCGAGCGUUUUUACGAUUCGCGAAAGGAUGAGUCAGUUGAAGCAUACACGCUGGAUACGAGCACCGUCAAUAGCAUGGAAAACUCGAUCCGUGCGAUUCUGAGUACAUCAUUUCCUGCAGCUCAUACUGCCUCUCGGGAAGAAAAUCUCUUCGCCCUUGGGCUCGACUCCCUUGCUGUGUUUGCGGCUGUGAAGGCAAUACGGGCAGCUUCUGGGCUCGGCGACAAAAUCGCUCCUCGACACGUGCCUAGCAGACUUGAGAAGAUGAAGGAAGAAGUUCUAGUAGACCCACACGCCAAGGGGGAGAUUCAGUCAAUAAGUGACAUUGUGCAAGCCUUCCUGUGGCGGGCUGCCAUAAGGGUUCGAUAUCGCGUUGCAAAAAAUAUCCGGAAGCAGACAUUCGAGCCUGAUGAGCUAUCAAUUCUUGAGCUACCUACAGACGGGCGGCCGUACUUUUCUUCUUCAUUGCCAUCCACAUACAUGGGCAGUUUAUUGAUACUGAACCGGUCUGUCAUGCCGGUUGAAGUACUUUGCGCUGACGAUACGAGCAUUGGCCGCGUUGCUUACGAGCUUCGUCAAUCCGCUGCGCGCAUCACGCCUUCGGUUGUGCAUGAUGCUUUCUCAAUUUUACAGUCACUGCCAGAUCACAGUCGAUUUUCGACGGCUAAUAUGGGCAUUGAACAUAUGCAUGCUAUGAUAUCAAAUAUGAUGCUGUUUCCGAGUAAUGAGCUUGAGCGCGGAAAUGGUCGAUUUCGAUUUUUGGUGAUCUUUCCGAUCAGGGAAGAUGGCUGUAUUGAGUUCUGUUUUGGCAUGCAUCCUGAAGAGCUUGAGGCUUUCCUGGCUGAUGAAGAGUCGACGAAAUAUGCUGAAUUGGUGGACUAUAGCUGA
This is a messenger RNA of Talaromyces amestolkiae, 3816 nucleotides long. RefSeq lists its product as uncharacterized. The coding region runs from base 1 to 3816 and encodes 1271 amino acids. NCBI's taxonomy places the organism in Eukaryota, Fungi, Ascomycota, Eurotiomycetes, Eurotiales, Trichocomaceae. The record is from RefSeq and is a predicted model, not a curated record. The transcript is spliced from 8 exons.